Molecule: messenger RNA, 1683 nt
Organism: Clonostachys rhizophaga
Lineage: Eukaryota; Fungi; Ascomycota; Sordariomycetes; Hypocreales; Bionectriaceae
Source: the annotation of a GenBank genome assembly
AUGUGCCCUGUUGCUCGCCGUACACAAGGAAGCCCUAUUGACAGUGACCAGUGCAUUAGCUUCGUCUAUUUCUCCCAGCUUACCAUCAUCAUCGGCUCCGGCUUCCUCGCGCCGCCCAUCGGGGCCUUCUUCGGCGACUCCUCCAAGAACGCGUGGUUCAACCAGUCUAUCAACCUCCUCUCCGUCGCCAUGUGCCUGCCUGUUUCCCAGAUGGCAGACUAUUGGGGCCGUAAAUGGCUUCUUGCUGUGUUGCUCGCUGUCGGCUUCGCCGGCACUAUAGUUAUUUCUCGUGCCCAGAAUAUUGCUACUGUCAUUGGUGGGUUUGUAUUGGUUGGUAUUAACUAUGGCUGCCAGCCUAUCUUAUUCGCUGUACCAUCUGAGGUUCUACCCAGAAAUAUGCGGCCUUUGGCCCAGGCCACUAUUAGCAUAUCCUCUAGCAUUGGAGGGUACCUCGGUCUUAUUAUCGGCGGUGCUCUUCUUCGAUAUAACAACCUCGAGAACUACCGCAUUUACUUCUAUAUCGUGGCUGCUUUCUUUGGCAUGUCGUUUCUUGGCGUCGUGUUUUUUUACUCGCCACCCCCAAGAGAAGACCAGGUCGCUUUCGGGCUCAAGGAAAAGCUCGGAAAACUCGACUGGGUCGGUUAUAUCCUCAUCGCGUCCGGGUUGACCUUGUUCUGUAUAGCCCUCGCCUGGUCUGAUAACCCUUAUUCUUGGACAGAUGCACAUACUCUCGCGCCCUUCAUUUUAGGAAUUGUUCUCAUCAUUGCCUCCAUCUUCUAUGAAUGGCGUAUCAAGAUUGACGGCAUCGCCAACCAUGCUAUUUUUGCCCACCGCAACACCGCUAUCGCGCUUCUAGCCAUGUUUCUCGAUGGAGUCUCUUUUUUUACUGCUAAUAACUAUUUCGGCCAACAGUUUAGUAUGUUUACUGGAAGCGAUUUGCUGAUCUCGGGCUUGGCUUUUGGUAUGCUGUUUAUCUUGGGUGGCAUAUCCUCAGUUGCCUUUGGCUGGGUAUCAACCAAACUCCGCAUCGUCCGCAUACCCGGCGCAGUCUCUUUGGCUUCCAUCUGCCUUUACAAUGCCCUCAUGGCAACUACAAAACCAUCGACACCAGAGGCUAACUACUGGGGCUAUAUGGUCUUUGCCGGAGUCGGUCUCGCAGGUAUUACCCCAACCAUGAUGGUUGCUGCACAGUUAACCACGCCUCCGGAGCUCAUCGCCCUAGUUUCCGGCCUUAUAACUAUUGCACGGUCCGUCGGCGGUGUCGUCGGCCUUGCCAUCAACAGCGCCAUAUUCAAUAAUACCCUCUCCUCGGAGCUUCCCGACAAGAUCGGCGCGGCAGCCACCUCUCUCGGCUUUCCCGGGUCGUCUCUCGAAAGGUUGAUCGCAGCUAUUAUAAGCCAAGAUAGUAUCGCUCUCGGCGAUAUCCCUGGUGCCACUGCUGAUAUCAUCAACGCGGCUCAAGCCGGCCGGUUGGAAGCGUAUGCACUCGCCUUUAGGAACUGCUGGAUUGCUUCUGCCUGCUUCUGUAUACCUGGUGUGAUCGUUACGCUCUUCCUGAAAGAUCCUAGGACGGAGUUCAAGUCGCACAUUGACGCUCCGGUCGAGGUCCAGUUAGCGGAGGAACAGAAGAGAGGGAAGGUGAUUCAUUUGGAAGAUGUAAAUGAUGGCAGAGACGACGCUUGA